AGUUCCCUCAAACAAAGACAGUCGGCGGAGACGCAACCAAGGGAGCAUCACCGAGCAUCUGCAAACAUGAUAAUAUAGCUCACCUUAACAACCCGCUGUAGAUCCCCGUUGCUGCUCAAAAAAUUGUUAUCAGUGAUCAGAGAAAAGGUAAACUCAGCCCAACAGAACCAGAACACGGUGUUCUCAUGAUGUCAUACCUGUGGAUUCUGCUGUUAGGGAGCCUGCUCAUCGGGGCUCAGUCGCAAGAAGUAACCGAAGCUGAAGAACCUGCUGGGGACCUAGAAGCUGCAGAACCAGAGGCUGCACCGGAGGAGGUACCUGCAGCUGCUGAGGAAACAGAGGCCACAGAACCAGAAGCUGCACCAGAAGAGGUACCUACAGAUGCUGAGGAGACAGAGCCUGCAGAACCAGAAGCCGCACCAGAAGAGGUACCUGCAGCUGCUGAGGAAACGGAGGCCACAGAACCAGAAGCCGCACCAGAAGAGGUACCUACAGCUGCUGAGGAGACAGAGCCUGCAGAACCGGAGGCUACAUCAGAAACGGAACCUGCAGAGGAGACAGAGGCUGUAGAACCAGAUGCUGGAGAUACAGAGGUGGUAGAACCAGAUGCUACAGCAGAGCCACUGGGUGAAACAGAGGGGUUUUCUGAAGAAACUGUGGCAGAAGAAAAGAUCGUCCCCGCAGAGGGGGAAAAGACAGAAGAGGAAGCAGCCCCAGACGAGCCUGCCGCAGGUGACGGAGAUCUGAAUCUGGCAGAUGCUCUUGGGGCAGUGGAAGAAGGCGUGAAACCAGGCCGGGGCCGCAGCGGAGGUUCUGUGGCCCACACAGCAGAAGCCGCUUCAGAUGGAUCAGCCGAGGCUCAAGAGGCUAGCUCUGGUUCGGCGGUGGCGGGUAUUCUGAGUGCAGUCGGUGUGGCUCUGGUGGGCGCGAUCAGUGGAUACUUCGCCUAUCAGAAGAAGAAGCUCUGUUUCAAGAACAGAGAUGCAGACCCUCAAGACCAACAGUCCCCAAUGACAUACAGCUGGGCGGGGUUGGAGGGCACAUUGCUUAGCUCUUCAUCCAUUGGUCAAAAGUUGUCCAUCGCUGUUAAGGACAGACAUGACGAAGCAGUCAUCCAGUGUUCAGUUAGCAACCUUGUGAGUAAGAAGCAGGCCCAAUUCCAAGUGAAGAACUGCUUCACAGACGAAAGCUCAUCUACAGUACUGGCUGUCUGUCUUGCCCUGUUGUGCCUGGUCAUUUUGCUGAUCGUGGCUGUUGGCUUGUGGUUUUAUAAGAGACACAAGAAAGCAAAACCUGCUCGCAACAAGAAAGAUGAUGUGGAGGAUCCUCUGAUGCAAGAGGUUCCAGAGCAUGACAAGACCCCACAUGACUCCCCACCAAAAGGACAAGUGAAGGAGAAGAGAGAACUAUUUGAGAGUCUGGCAAGGCAGCACAGUCCAAAAAAAGGGAGACUGGAUGAACAGAACGGGAAUAAGAAGCAGGAGAACAUCGAAAGAACUGAAGAUAACUCUCACAGAGCCACACUCCCCAGCACUCAAGCACUACCUCAGCAAGCUCAAAGUGAAGAGAGGUCUAAUCCACCCACACCCUCCCAAGCCAGCAUGAUCCAGUCAGACCAGAACAUAUUACAACACAGACCUGAACAAGAGACAGUACCAGAUCAGGACCCAGAGUCUGUGAGGGUCAGUCUCCCUGACCUGGCCAAGCCUAACCCAGACUCAAUACCAGAAGGACCAACAUGUCUCACAAAGCAGGACACGGGCGCAGGAGAAACCGGACAUCAGGAACAACAAAACACAAACAUAUCGGAACAAACUGGGUUGCUAGCAAACCCGAACAAUCCCAUACAGGUUGGGUCAGAACCAGAGGCUCCCAAAAAUCAGCUUGACACAAAUACAGAAGCCAAAUCUGAGGUUUCAGCUGAGGGUCAUCACGUUGAAAUCUCUGAGAGCUGUUCAACCUCUCCUGGGAGGAAUAAAGAUGGGUUAAAGGAGGCGGAAAAAGGGAUCGAGACAAGGAAUGGGGAAACAGAGCGAAAGACAAAUGAUGGAGGAAUUGACGAAGAUGCCAUGGACCAAAAUGGAGAGGAAGCAAUCAGAAAGACAGAGCAAGAGAGAGAACACUGUGUUUCAGAGAGUUCUCCAGCUUCUAUGUUGAGCCCCAAAAAGGAUCAGAUAAAUGGAAGCACACCAGACACUGUAGCUGUCUCCAAGCAUGCAGAACCGAGUCAGGUCCAAUCAGAACCAAAUCAGUCAGAGCACGCCGGAGAUCUAUCUCAGCAGGCUGAGGAUUCAGCUCAGAGUCAAACAAAGCCCACAGAUACAAGCACCCCGAAACUGACAAGUGACACACAACCUCCAGCUCUGACUCCUACAAAACCCUCAGCAGAAUGCAACAGGUCUGAUCCACCCUCACCCUCCCAAGUCAGCAUGAUCCAGUCAGACCAGAAAAUAUUACAAACCAGACCCAAACAAGAGACAGUACCAGAUCAGGACCCAGCAGUGUCUGUGGUCAGUCUCCCUGACCAGAAGAGUGAAGUGGCCGCACAUGAAUCAAUAACAAAGGAACCCACAGACCAGGCCAUACCAGACCCAGGACCAGAAGGACCGACAUGUCCCACAAAGCAGGACACGGGCGCAGGAGAAACCGGACAUCAGAAACAACCCGACACAAACAUAUCGGAACAAACUGGGUUGCUAGCAAACCCGAACAAUCCCACACAGGUUGGGUCAGAAGCAGAGGCUCUCAAAAAUCAGCUUGACACAAAUAAAGAAGGCAAACCUGAGAGCUGUUCAACCUCUCCUGGGGGGGAGGAAGGGGAUGAAGAUGAGUUAGAGACAAGGGAUGGGGAAACAGAGCGAAAGACAAAUGAUGGAGGAAUUGACGAAGAUGCCAUGGACCAAAAUGGAGAGGAAGCAAUCAGAAAGACAGAGCAAGAGAGAGAACACUGUGUUUCAGAGAGUUCUCCAGCUUCUAUGUUGAGCCCCAAAAAGGAUCAGAUAAAUGGAAGCACACCAGACACUGUAGCUGUCUCCAAGCAUGCAGAACCGAGUCAGGUCCAAUCAGAACCAAAUCAGUCAGAGCACGCCGGAGAUCUAUCUCAGCAGGCUGAGGAUUCAGCUCAGAGUCAAACAAAGCCCACAGAUACAAGCACCCCGAAACUGACAAGUGACACACAACCUCCAGCUCUGACUCCUACAAAACCCUCAGCAGAAUGCAACAGGUCUGAUCCACCCUCACCCUCCCAAGUCAGCAUGAUCCAGUCAGACCAGAAAAUAUUACAAACCAGACCCAAACAAGAGACAGUACCAGAUCAGGACCCAGCAGUGUCUGUGGUCAGUCUCCCUGACCAGAAGAGUGAAGUGGCCGCACAUGAAUCAAUAACAAAGGAACCCACAGGCCAGGCCAUACCAGACCCAGGACCAGAAGGACCGACAUGUCCCACAAAGCAGGACACGGGCGCAGGAGAAACCGGACAUCAGAAACAACCCGACACAAACAUAUCGGAACAAACUGGGUUGCUAGCAAACCCGAACAAUCCCACACAGGUUGGGUCAGAAGCAGAGGCUCUCAAAAAUCAGCUUGACACAAAUAAAGAAGGCAAACCUGAGAGCUGUUCAACCUCUCCUGGGGGGGAGGAAGGGGAUGAAGAUGAGUUAGAGACAAGGGAUGGGGAAACAGAGCGUUCUCCAGCUUCUACGUUGAGCUCCAAAGAGGAUCAGAUAAAUGGAAGCACACCAGACACUGCAACUGUCUCCAAGCAUGCAGAACCGGGUCAGGUCCAACCAGAACCGGAUGACUCAAAAGCUGUAGGAGAUGUGGACAACAGAUGUCAACAGAAGCCAAACUCCCAGAGUUGUUCCAUCUCUCCUGGGGGAGUAGUAGGGAGUGAAGAAGGAUCAAAGGAGGCAGAGGAAGAAAUGGAGGCAGGGGAUGUGGAAAAAGAGAAACCAGAAGGGGGGGUGGAUCAUUCUAUGGGGAUCAGUAGAAGCAUGGAGACGGAGGAUGAAGAAAAUAAGACAUCAGCUGUAGAAGUGGGGAAUACGGAGCAACAGUCCAUGAAAGAGGAAAAGACGGGCACAGAUGAGAGUGCAGAGCAACAUCCAGACCCCGGAGAGAAGGCCGAUGUUUCAAGCCAGAGUGAUACAGUAGAAACGGCAGAAGUGGAGAAAAAUGCGAAUAACGAGCAAGAUGACAAAAAAGACGGGGGUGGCAUAAAGGUAGACAGUCAGAUGGACGGAGCAGGUUCAGAUGAGCAGGCAGAUGAUAACUCUGAUGCGAAAGCUAAGGGGACAGAACAGGGUGAGACAAAUCGAAAGCUAGAAGACUAGAAGGAUACAGACGAGUUGCUAGGUAGCAAACACUGAACGGGACAUGAAGGCAGGCAGUCAGAGAGGGUAUUCAAUUCUGGGAAGCAGAGCGGAGAGGCAGGGAUAGCAGGGAUUUUUUUAAACAAGUAUACUGCUUUAAAAAUAUAAUAUACCAUUUUAUAAAUGUAGAAGUGAUCAACGUGUUAAUCCUUAAUUAUGUAAAAAGAGGAAACAGUUAUGCUGACCUUUUUAUGUUGUAUAAUUCUUUUAAAAUAUAAAAUAGCAAGAAACGGGUAGGAAUGAGA
Molecule: messenger RNA, 4615 nt
Organism: Osmerus eperlanus (European smelt)
Lineage: Eukaryota; Metazoa; Chordata; Actinopteri; Osmeriformes; Osmeridae
Exons: 14
Coding region: 186-4331 (1381 amino acids)
Biological process (GO): positive regulation of neutrophil extravasation; homotypic cell-cell adhesion; T cell extravasation
Cellular component (GO): plasma membrane
Source: RefSeq, a predicted model, not a curated record